AAAAUAAAAUUGUCAGAACAAUUUGUUAUACCAAUGGGAACACACAAAGAUGAUAAACUAAGGAGCAUGAGAAAACGUUUAAAAUUGGAAAAAAAUGAUCAAAAAGAAACAAAUAAAUUGGAUCCUAAUAUUAAAAAUGUUGAAACAUUUAAUAAUCAGGGUUUUGGUGAUUGGCUAAGUUCAAAUAAUGGCAUUGAAAUGAUGAAAUUAUUUGUUGUUGCUAAUUCAUUAUUAGUAUUUGUUACAAUUGCAUGGCCUAAUAUGAGAUUAGUUGCUUCAAUAAUAAGUGAUUAUAUUAAAGGAGAAAAUAACGAAUAAUAAUAUAUAAAAAAAAAUAUAAAUUUCAAAAAAGAAUUAUAAUAUUUAUGAGUGAUUUUAUAAUAAAGUUUGGAAAAAAAGAAAGAAAAAAAAAAGUGUUUACUUGGAACAUUAAGUUUAUUCAUCCUGGUUUUUAGAUAGAUAUAAAAACAUAUAACUUAUUGAUUUUUGAAGCUGCACUCAGUUAAGUAAUCGUAUUAUUAUUCGACUACGUAACUGACGUUGCUAAAAAAAGGUUACUCAAUUUUAUUAUUAUUAUUUUUUUUUCUCCAAGUCUUGGGAGAAUAUUUAUAGAGGAAAUUGUAUGAAGUUAAGGUUUUUCCAGCAAUUGAAUAUAAAUAAAUUGCCGGAGAUUUGAAAUAAAAAUUAUAAAAAAUACAUAAAUAUAUAAAUCAAAUUUGAGUAAUUUAAAAAUUAAUUUGAAAUGAUUGCAAUUUUAAUAAAAAGUGUACUAUUAUUUGGCGUUAUUGGAUGGUACAGUACCAACGUAUGGAAAAUAAUCGAUGUUUAUUUUAAGGAAAAAUUUGAAAAAUAUCUUCAAGAUGAAUAUGCUAAAAAUCCAAAAAUGAAAAUUGAUAUACAAUCACCAAUUAUUAAUGAAGAAAUAAUUUCAACAAUAUCAAAUAAUGACUACUGUAAUUUUGAAAAUUGUCCAGAUAAUAAAAUAAAUUCUAAAACAUUAGAAAAUUUAAAUACAUUAAAAUCAGAUAAUUCAAAAAAAAUUGAGCUAAUUUCAAAUGAAGAAAAAAAACUAAAGCCAAUUGAAAAUAAUAAAAUUAAUAUAAAUAAUAAUGAAAAAAUUAAAACAAAAAUAAAAAAUUCUAAAUUAUUAAUCAAUAAAAAAACAAAUAAUAAUAAUAAUGGAAAAAAAAAGAAAAAAUUAAGUGAUAAAAAAAAAAAAGUUAAAUCACAAUUGAAUGAUGAUUUUUCAGAAUUUGAUUAUGAAAAUGAAAAACCACAUGAAGGUAUACCAAUAAGUGAACUUGGUUUUAAACCCAAAGCAGAUAUUGGAAAACUUGACAGAAUUAAUGCUGAAGAAUUUUGUCCAAUAAGUAUUGAUGAUAAUAGUGAUUGUUUUGAGACUAAAAAAUGGCCAUAAUUGCACAGUAAAUAACCAAGCUAACUAUGUAUCAUUCAAAUUACAUUUUCAAAUCAAUUUAUAUAUUUUUUUUUUUUUGAUAUUAAUAAUUAAUUUUAUUGAAUACUUUAAAUAAAAUUUUAAUGAAUUUUGUUUCAUAAUUAUUAAAUUAAAUUUUUAUUAGAAUCUUCUCAAUUUAAAAAUUGUACUUUCACCUGAGAAAACAUAAUCAUCUGGUUAAUAUAAAAUAUAAAUAUUAUUCUUAUGUACACACAGUCAAAAACAUAUUGACCUUGUAAUGACAUAAAAGAUAAAAAAAAAAAUGCCUUGUAGAAGGAUAAAUGUUUAUUUAUUCACAUUUAUGUAACAACAACAGUAAAUAUAAAAUACAAAAAUUUUAAUGCAAAUUUUUUGUAUAUAUCAAUUUACAAUAUACAUAUAGAUUUAAAAUUUUUUAUAAAGUUGUUAUCAAGGUCGUGCUGAGUUUGUUAGUUUUUUUUUUUUUUUAUACGACAAGACAACAUUUAUAUAUCAAUUUUAUCAUUUAAAAAAAAUAUACCAAGAGAUGAAAAAGAAGAAGAAUUUACUUAAAUAAAUAAAAUUGUAAUAACAAAUUUAUAAUUAAAAUAAAAAAAAUAAAAUGUUAGCUUAAUAAUGAGGUAUAAAAAAAUAAUAUUCAUGACAGUUAUAAGGAAAAAUCUUGAUUCAAUAAAAUAUUUUUUAAAUAAAUAAAAUUAAUAAAAAAACAAAGAAGCUUGUUAUGCAAAUUUUUCAUUGCAUUAAUAUACUUGACACCGUUACAUCUAUCGUUCAAGUCACUUUGCUCUACAUUUAUAAUUCAAUAUAUAUUUACUCAGUUAUAAAACAUAAAAAAAAAAAAAAGAUUAAUUGAUGAAGAAAAAAAAUUGAGAUAAAUACAAAUUAAAAACAUUUUAAUCUAUUAAUAGAAAAUAAAAUAAUAAAAUAAAAAAUUUCUAGGCCAUAAAAAUUAUCGUGUCAACUUCCUAAUGACCCAAUUAAACGAAAAAAAAAAAAAAAACUUGUAAUUAAAAAAUAAAAAGUUUAAUGAAAAAAAAAAAUAAAAGAAAAAAAUGAGUAAAUAAAGAAAUUAAUAAUAAUCAUUAAAA
Aphidius gifuensis is the source of this 2523-nucleotide messenger RNA. RefSeq lists its product as uncharacterized. The transcript is spliced from 2 exons. The coding region runs from base 34 to 318 and encodes 94 amino acids. The record is from RefSeq and is a predicted model, not a curated record. Lineage: Eukaryota; Metazoa; Arthropoda; Insecta; Hymenoptera; Braconidae.